Molossus molossus (Pallas's mastiff bat) is the source of this 3358-nucleotide messenger RNA. It is a transcript of the gene SGPP1, whose product is annotated as sphingosine-1-phosphate phosphatase 1. Lineage: Eukaryota; Metazoa; Chordata; Mammalia; Chiroptera; Molossidae. Gene Ontology annotation, biological process: sphingosine metabolic process; phospholipid dephosphorylation. The coding region runs from base 97 to 1431 and encodes 444 amino acids. The transcript is spliced from 3 exons. The record is from RefSeq and is a predicted model, not a curated record. Gene Ontology annotation, molecular function: sphingosine-1-phosphate phosphatase activity. Gene Ontology annotation, cellular component: endoplasmic reticulum membrane.
GGCCAGGCGCGCGGGAACGAUUCAGGGCUGCGCCUGGGACCGGUCCGCCUUCCUGCCGUCGUCUUCCCGUUCGCGGGCCGCGCAGGUCCCGUUAUCAUGUCGCUGAGGCAGCGCCUGGCUCAGCUGGCUGUCUGUCUACAGGAGCCGCAGAAAGUGGCCCGUUUCCAGCGCCUGUGCGGGGUGGAAGCGCCGCGGAGCCGCUCCGCCGCCGCCCCGGUUCCGAGGGAGGACGAGAAGGCGGAGGCGCCCCUCUCCGGAGACUCCCAGUGCCGGGAGCGGCUGCCUGGGGCGUGCGGAGGCCCCCAGCCCUCCGGGAGCGACCGCAAUCAGUGCCCCGCCAAGCCGGGCGGCGGCGGCGCCCCAAACGGCGUGCGGAAUGGGCUGGCCACCGAGCUGGGCCCGGCCUCGCCGCGGCGAGCGGGCGCCCUGCGGCGAAACUCGCUGACCGGCGAGGAGGGCGAGCUGGCCCACGUGAGCAACUGGCCCCUUUACUACCUGUUCUGCUUCGGCACGGAGCUGGGCAACGAGCUCUUCUACAUCCUGUUCUUCCCUUUCUGGAUCUGGAACCUGGACGCCCUGGUGGGCCGGAGGCUAGUGAUCAUCUGGGUGCUGGUCAUGUACCUGGGCCAGUGCACCAAGGACAUCAUCCGCUGGCCGCGGCCCGCCUCGCCGCCCGUGGUCAAGUUGGAGGUCUUUUACAACUCCGAGUACAGCAUGCCCUCCACCCAUGCCAUGUCGGGCACCGCCAUCCCCAUUGCCAUGGUCCUCCUCACCUACAGCCGCUGGCAGUAUCCUCUUAUAUAUGGACUGAUUCUUGUUCCCUGCUGGUGUUCCCUAGUUUGCCUAAGUAGAAUUUACAUGGGAAUGCACUCCAUUCUGGAUAUUAUUGCUGGAUUCCUAUAUACCAUUUUAAUCUUAGCUAUCUUCUAUCCAUUUGUGGACCUGAUCGACAGCUUCAACCAAACUCACAAAUAUGCUCCAUUAAUCAUCAUUGGGCUUCAUUUAGCCUUGGGGAUCUUUUCUUUCACUCUUGACACCUGGAGUACAUCCCGAGGAGAUACAGCUGAGAUUCUAGGAAGUGGUGCUGGAAUUGCAUGUGGAUCUCAUGUUACCUAUAACGUGGGUCUGAUGUUAGAUCCUCCUCUGGAUAUAUUACCUUUAGUUAGGCCCCCUCUUACUGUGACUUUGUUUGGAAGAGCCAUGUUGCGCAUCCUUAUAGGGAUGGUGUUUGUACUAAUAGUCAGAGUAAUAAUGAAAAAGAUCACCAUUCCUUUAGCCUGUAAAAUCUUCAAUAUACCAUGUGAUGAUGUUCGUAAAGCAAGACAGCACAUGGAAGUUGAACUUCCUUAUCGGUACAUUACCUAUGGAAUGGUUGGUUUCUCUAUCACAUUUUUGGUUCCUUACAUAUUUUUCUUUAUUGGUAUCUCUUGAUGGAAGAACAUUGUUUAUGAUAAGAAAGAAGGGUAUCAGUUACUGAUAUCCAAAAAUAUAUUCUAGUUGAAAGCCAAAUCAGAGUUAGGCUUUUGCAGGAAUUUAACUUAAAUAAUUAAGUAAAUUCGUAAGAGUCAGUGCAUUUUACCAUUGCACAUCCAGAUAUUGUUUAGGUAAGCUGAGCUAUUUCAACACUGAAAAAAAUGUUAAGUAUCCAUUUAGACUGUUCAUGUAAUAUUUGGAGAAUUUUGUGCUGUUAUGAAUUCAAGUAUAUAAUAUAUAUUAAGGUACAUAAUAAACAAUUAUGCACCUAAUAUAUGUUAUAUAGAAAAUAGCAUAGCUAUGUAUUUUCAACUGGGGGGUUAUAUUAUAAAAUCAGUAAUAAUAUGCAAACAUUUGUGCCUGUGUAUUUGGACAAUACAGGCAUGUUGUCAUUAACAGAUAUAUUUAAUGUUUACUUAAUAUGGGAGCCAUUUCCUAAUUAAAUUGCAUAACUAUUAAAACAGAAUUCAUAUACUACCACAUAUUGAUUUAUGCCUCAUAUUACACUGCCAUCAUGUUAUUCAUGAUGUUGAAUAUGGGAGGCAUUUUUUUUUUUUGGUACGUGCCCCUAGCGGAAACCGAACCCGGGACACUCUGGUCCACAGGCCGAUGCUCCAACCGCUGAGCCAAACCGGCCAGGGCUGGGAGGCAUUUUUUAAUGGACCAAAUUUUCAGAAAUAUUAGUUUUUGGAUUCCUUUUUUUCUCUGGUUCUGUAUACUGUGUUGAAUGUACUUUAUUUGCAGCUGUUCUGGACAUCAGUUUAAUAAUUCAGGUACUGAAUUUUAUUGCUUGCUAAUUGUGCCUUUCUGUUGCUUUAUUAAGAAAUGCCAUCUAUACUGUGAUAUAAAAAUAAGAUGCUAACUUAACUUACAUGUAAUCAGGCAGAUAUUUUUUAAAUAUGUCAAGCUAACAGGGCUAGAAAUAAAAUACCCUCAAUUAUUUAGCCUUUGUUUAGAAAGAAAUGUGGAAUGGGCUAAAAUUUCUCACUAAUGUAUUGGGAAACUAAAUGGAUAAAUAUUUCCAUUUUUAUAGGUAUUUUUCUGUGCAUUGUAAGUUAUAGGGACAAGAUGUAUUUUUUGUACAUUGUCUUGAUUGUUUAUACUGCUGGUAAAUGUUUCCAGUUAAUGGAAAAAUAAUUGAAAUUUAUAGAUGGGGCAAUGCACAAGCUUCAUAUAUAAACAAACCAUUUUUAAAAAUUAUUUGGAAAGGAUUGAGUUUAGCAGUUAGUUACCUUUUAAUACCCACUUAUUAGCUACUUAAAUUAUAAAAUCUAAAAGUAUUUAGAUCCUGUUAUUUUUUUCAAUUUUUUAAUUAUUUUCAGAGGAAAAUUUGGGUAUAGUAUUAAACUAUUCUUUAUUCUGUCUGUGCCUUUAUAUUUUGAAGUGUAAUUUUAAUUAAGUUAACAUUAAGUUUAUUUGUAGUAAGUUUUUCAUAAAGAAGAGAAUUAACUUUCCAUAAAUGAGCAUCAGGUAUGGAAUUACUUUAGUGCAAUACUUGUCUGAUUAUCCAAAAGUAUCACUGAAGAUGUUUCUAUUUUGGGCAGCAUAACUUGUAUUUAAGGUCAUAUUUUUAUAAUUCUGAUUGAGAAGUUAGAGACAUAGUAAUUUUCACCAAAACUGAAUCUGAUAAUUUUAAAUAAAGCAACAAAAUUUGAGACUUUUACCUAUUACUUAAUAGGAAACCAAGGCACUUGGGAACAUAUUGGUACGUUGGAAAAUGUGUAAGAAUUUUUCUUUCAAAAUGUGUUUAAUGAUUCGAAUUUUAGGGACUAUUUCCUGUAAUUUGGGUCUGUGCUAUCUUAUUAAUUUUUAUAUCUAGCUUUAAAGGUAUUUGAAAAUAUUCCAUUUCUUUGUGUUUUAUUAUUUUUUGUUCUAUGAUAGUUCC